This is a messenger RNA of Gloeophyllum trabeum ATCC 11539, 1809 nucleotides long. RefSeq lists its product as uncharacterized. The transcript has 2 exons. NCBI's taxonomy places the organism in Eukaryota, Fungi, Basidiomycota, Agaricomycetes, Gloeophyllales, Gloeophyllaceae. Bases 1 to 1809 code for a protein of 602 amino acids. The record is from RefSeq and is a predicted model, not a curated record.
AUGGCUGAGGGCUCGCCUGUCGAAGGCGGGAUGAAUAACCUCAGGAACCCUGUUUAUGUGCAAGAACUGGAAGCAGUCAUAGCUGAAAUUCCAGAGAAGCAGUCACUUGCUAGUCUACUGCGUCAAGAAUACGACAAUAUUCGGAAAGACCUCGAGGCCCUCACCGACGAAAGAGCUCACGUCGAAACCCGAGUUGCCCCAGAUAGCCUCCUAACCGCAAGGUUUCGCGAGUGCAUUAAUGCAGCGCUGUCUGACCUGGAUGCAUCCAUUCGUGCCCAGUCGGAACGUCUACAACCCACCGAAGAGCGGCUCCGAGAGGUAGAGAAAGACUUGAAAGAGCUUAGGGAGCGACGUCAAUUGCUCAACUCGCGCGUCUCACCUGUACAGGUUCUCCCGGAAGAGAUCUUGGUCAAGAUAUGGAAUUUUGCCGAUGCUGUCCCACGUCCGAUUCACUCGACGCAGCUGCCGUUCAUCCUGUCGUGGGUCAACAAGCGCUGGAGGGAGAUUCUGACCCGCACGCCUACCUUAUGGCGCUUUAUCCAGGCUUCUCCGAACAUGUCGCCGGGCCUCCUGCAAUUGCAAGUCCAGCGGUCAGCACCCUGUUUGCUGAAGAUAUUGUUUAGCUUCAGGUCGGCCCGCCCUAGAAGGACCUCAACCAACGGGGGAGUCGAUAGACUUCUUUUCGUCAUGACUGAUCUUAUAAAAUGUGCAGACCGCUGGCAGUCCUUUCAUCUUGGCGAGUCGUCCUGGUCUAACUGGGAACAAGUCGCAGAAUUAUCGCUAUACUCGGAAAGACUCCAGCAGUUACUCUGUUCCGUCCAUGUGCCCCACCUUCAACACUUUUGCGCCUGGUGGCAGGGCCUGGAUUGUCUGGGUGAACUGUUUGAACAUGGAGCACCGUCACUGGCGCAGAUGCAGCUGUCUGGUCUAUCGGUCUUCCCAAAUCUCCACCUUUUCCGCAGGUUAACCAGCCUGGAGUUGAUACAGCCCGACUAUGAUGAGCGACUCACUCCGACGGUAUUCCGCAGCCUCCUUGCGCAGUGUCCCACAUUGACACAUCUCGGCCUUGACGGAAACAUCUUCCACAGUGACCCUGAUUUCCCAUCCCUCCAUCCCUACCCGCUACCCCUUACUUCGUUGACGUCUUUGAAACUUAGCGUAUUAAACUAUUCGCGUGUAGACGGCUUCAACAUUCCAGAACUAUUCCAGAUAUUCAUUGCUCCAAGGUUGGAAUCACUCCAGCUACUAUUCUUGUCUCGGCCGGCCUGCGAAGGUCUCAUGCAAGUACUGGAGAAAAGUCCGAUGGCGUGCGGGUCAGAGUCGCUGUUCCGGCUGCAUAUCCAUGCUGGAGAAGGGAGGAUUGGCCUGGGACACUCUCUAUCUUCCAGAAUGCUCGUACAAUUCCCAAACAUCCAGCAUCUCUGGAUAAACGCUCCUCAGGAGGACGGCCAGGAGCUGUUGGAGGCGCUAGCCCUCCAUAUGGGAGACGGGGAGCCACAACGACUCUGCCCAUCCUUGGACACUGUAACACUUGACAUAGGUUUUGAUCAGGUAGACGAGGAUGGCGGGGACUAUAUCCGCAAUUUCGUAGCUACUCGGCAAGUCAUCGGGUUGCCCAUAACUACAUUGCGUUUCUAUCCAGAAAUGGACGCGUAUGCGGCGCGAGAAUUGUUAGCAUGGUGCCACGAGAUAGUCAAGGUAGAGGUGCUACCGAUUCGCGACAUAGAAUUCGAGUGCUGUGAGAUGUCGGAGAAGCCGAUACCUGCCCCGUUGAAUUUGGAUCGGCUCCAUGGAUGCGGCCGCUUUUAA